AUGGCGGACGAUGGCAUGAUUAUGAAUUUUGACCUGGGGACGGGUCCCAUAAAGUCCCACGUCAAGAUCCAGGGAGGACGAUGGCGCGACAGAGUGAAGGCGCAGAGGAUUGCGAACAAGGGCGGCGACAAACGUCCUUCAUCACCAUCUUCAGACGCCCCGCCGACCCAAAGAUGGACGCCCGGAAACAGGAAGUCUCACAGAGCCGACAAUGACGAUGGCUCUCACGAGCGCCCGGCGAAGCGACCAAGAGCCGACCCUCCGAGGCCAAGCUCCUACCAGACCGGCAAGCUGCCGCCGGGUAGCAUCUCCAGCGGCAGGCCGAGGGACGGCCAGGUCACUUCCAGACUUUUCUCAUUCAACCCGACACCCAAGACUGUGUUUGACGACCCGAGCGAAGAGAAGGUUGAGGAAGUUGCGAGAGAACCGUCGAACGCCGCGUUAUCCGCCGAAGCUGCCAGUUUCCACGCCCUCGGCAUCUCACGACGUCUCGCCCUGACGCUAUCCGACAAGAUUCAGCUCAAGGCCCCGACUGCGAUCCAGGCCAAGGUUAUACCGCAACUCAUCACAGAAGACAGCGAUGCGUUUGUGCAGGCGCAAACAGGUUCCGGAAAGACUCUGGCUUACCUGCUUCCCAUCCUCCAACGGAUCUUGUCAGUCGAGGGUCAGAUCAAGAGAGACUCGGGCCUCUUUGCCAUCGUUUUGGCGCCGACACGCGAACUUUGCCGGCAGAUUGAUGUCGUUCUCGCCAAGAUCCUUCCACCUUACCUCGUCAGCACAACCGUCAUCGGUGGUGAGAGUAAGCACUCUGAGAAGAGCCGUUUGAGGAAAGGUGUCAACAUUCUCAUCGCCACACCCGGUCGUCUGAGCGAUCAUCUCAACAACACCAAGAGCCUCGAUGUCGGUACUGUGAGGUGGUUAGUCCUCGAUGAAGGUGAUCGUCUGAUGGAGAUGGGUUUCGAGGCGGAGCUGCGUACCAUUGUUGGCAAGAUCCGUGAGGGCGGUCUCUCAGAUACGACGGCAAAUGGUGUCUCUCUUGCUGGUCUGCCGAAGCGCCGUGUCACCGUUCUGUGUUCCGCUACCAUGAAGAUGAACGUCCAGAAGCUUGGCGAGAUCAGUUUGGAGGAUGCCGUACACGUCACGACAUCUGAAGAGGACCAGGAUGGUGCUGAGGAGGUCAAGUUUGAGGCGCCGGCGCAGCUGAAGCAGAACUACGUUAUCGUCCCUGCCAAGUUGCGACUCGUUACCCUCAUCUCGCUCCUCAAGUUAACAUUCUCACGCAAGGGUUCGGUGAUGAAGGCCAUCGUCUUCUUAUCUUGUGCCGACUCCGUCGACUACCACUUCGAUCUCCUCCGCAAACCGCAAUCCGAGGAUGAGAAAUCCUCGGCCAAUCCAUCAGGAACGGCAAACACCGUCGCCCCAGCCGGAUACAUCACGUCACCAGCCAACACCAACAUCGUCCUUCACAGGCUACACGGCUCCCUUCCCCAACCCGUCCGAACGGCCACACUUGCGUCCUACAGCAGCUGCAAAGACCCAACAGUUCUGAUCACCACCGAUAUCGCUUCGCGUGGUCUCGAUGUGCCCUCCGUCGAACUUGUCGUCGAAUACGAUCCCGCUUUCGCCGCCGCCGACCACGUUCAUCGCAUCGGUCGUACCGCUCGUGCUGGUCGCCCCGGAAAGGCCGUCCUGUUCUUGAUGCCUGGCUGCGAAGAAGGCUACAUCGAGCAUCUCAAGGCCAAGAACGCCACCCCCCCCAAGCCCGAGCUUUACGACACCGUUCUGCAGCGCGGCCUUACGACACCAAUGGAGUUCCCCGUCGAGACUGAUGCUAAGCCCCUGCCUGCAACCGACAAGAGCUUCAAUGCCCGUGCCGAGAACCUCCAACUCCACCUCGAGCAGCGCCUCCUCCUGCCGUCGAGCAAGACUCUCCUCGACGAAGCUCGCAAGGCGUUCCGCUCUCAUAUCAGGGCAUACGCUACCCACGUAAAGGAGGAGCGCGUGUUCUUCGACAUCACCGAGCUGCAUCUGGGUCACAUGGCGAAGGCCUACGGUCUGCGUGAGGCGCCAUCUGGUGUCGGUCGCGGCGACCACAGCGGCAAGAAGACUGUCAUGAAACAGAAGGCCGCUGGCAGACGUGGCGAGAAGAAGUCGUCAGGUAACGCCAUGGAGGAUAUCAACACUGCUGGAGGCGAGGAGCCAAGCGAGAUGGAGAGAAAGAUGAAGGCGAAGAUGAGGAUGGUCAUGAACGCGGCCAGCGAGUUCAACCUUGGUUGA
Molecule: messenger RNA, 2277 nt
Organism: Colletotrichum chrysophilum
Lineage: Eukaryota; Fungi; Ascomycota; Sordariomycetes; Glomerellales; Glomerellaceae
Exons: 1
Coding region: 1-2277 (758 amino acids)
Biological process (GO): ribosome biogenesis
Cellular component (GO): nucleus
Molecular function (GO): nucleic acid binding; ATP binding
Source: RefSeq, a predicted model, not a curated record